This is a messenger RNA of Enterobius vermicularis (human pinworm), 370 nucleotides long. Lineage: Eukaryota; Metazoa; Nematoda; Chromadorea; Rhabditida; Oxyuridae. The record is from the annotation of a GenBank genome assembly.
UCAUUGACUUCACAGUGAUUACUGCUUUUAGGACAUUUAUCUUUAUUGGCAGCUAUUUGUUGCCAUUUGUGCAACUCAGUAUUGUGAGGAGGUGCCAGUUUUGCUGAUAACAGAUUCUGACAUCGAUGCAUGGAAUUGGAUAGAGUUCCGGUUUUCUUUGCUCUUCCCAAAGAUCAUGGCAAAUUCUUGCAUUUCUGGGAUAUCUGAUAAGGUCGCCGGAUUCUUGAUACAUCUGUUGCAUUCUCUCGUAAUUAUGGGUAAUGGGGCAAAGGAAGCUUUAGUAUUACAGGCUAAGGUGUUAUUGAAAAUUUCUCCUGAAACAUUAAAGUGUUUAGACGACUUUCAUGUGUGGGAGGAGGUCUUUUCGUGA